AUGGGUGAGGCGGACAAAUACAUGCAGGGCGAUCCCCAGCAGCAACACCAGAACCAGGGCCAGAGUCAAUACCAGAACCACAAUACCAAUAACGCCUAUAAUCCACCGUAUAAUGGCAAUCAACAGCCUGUGAACGGCUAUCAGGAUCAUCCAUACGGCCCGCCUCCGCCUUACAGCUUCAACCCUCCACAAGCCCACGACGAGAAAUACUCGUUCAACGAUGCAUUCAAGCUCGAAAAGCCCAAGUACAACGAUUGGUGGGCAGGAAUUCUUUUCCUCGUUGCUUUCGCAGGAUAUGUGGCCAUCUCGGGUCUCGCUAUCCACGGCUACACCAAGGGCUUUAGUGGCGACGGCAUCUACGAUGACUUGAACAGCUUUUCGCUCAAUAGCAAUACCAUCAUCUUAUUUGCCUUUUGCCUGGUUAUCGCCUUUGUCUUCUCAAUCGGUUACGUCUGGCUUGCGCGCCUCUUCCCCAAGGCGUUCAUCUGGAUCACUGGCAUCCUCAACCUUGCCUGGGCACUCGGUACAGCCAUAUACUAUCUAAUUGUGGGAUACUGGUCUGCAGGCAUAGUGUUCCUCAUCUUUGCCGUCUUCCUCAUAUUCGCUUUUUGGACCUGGAUUGGCCGGAUCCCCUUCUCGGCACUAAUGCUCAAAACGAGCAUUGACGUGAGCAAAAAAUACGGCCACGUCUAUAUCGUCAGUCUCAUUGGAGGCUUCUUUGCAACGGCAUUGGCUGCUUGGUUUUCGGUUACUCUUGUCGCAAUCUACGUUUCCUACGAACCUUCGCCAGACAACCCGCGAUGCUCUGUCUCAGGAAACAACUGUAGCCACGGCAAGGUGAUUGGUCUGGUCGUCUAUGUGACGUUCGCCAUGUUUUGGAUCUCUGAGUGGCUAAAGAAUACCGUCCAUACCAUUAUCGCCGGUGUUUAUGGAUCUUGGUACUUCUCGCCGCAUAAUUUCCCCAAAAAGGCCACUCGCGGCGCCGCCAAGAGAGCACUCACCUACAGCUUUGGCUCUAUCUGCUUCGGCAGUCUCAUUGUAGCCUUUAUCCAAUUUCUGAAGCAGGUGUGCAGUGUCCUUCGAUCACAAGGCGCCAACGAGGGCGGUGCGGCCGGCUGGAUUACCUAUGCUAUUUUCUGCGUCCUCAGCUGUAUAUUGGCCAUCGUCGAAUGGGCUGUAGAAUUUGUCAAUCGAUACGCGUUUUGCCAUAUUGCCCUCUAUGGCAAAGCCUAUAUCGCCUCCGCCAAAGAUACCUGGAGAAUGAUUAAGGAUCGUGGCAUCGACGCUCUGGUCAACGAUUGUCUUGUUGGUCCAGUUCUCUCCUUCGGUGCCAUAUUCAUCGGCUAUGCAUGCGCCCUCUUUGCGUAUUUGUAUCUUCUCGAGACCGACCCCCCGUAUAACAGUGAUGGAGGCUUUACUGCCGUCAUUAUGGCUUACGCGUUUUUGAUUGGCUUCCAGAUUGGGCAUGUUUUCACGACCCCUCUUGGCAGCGGUAUUGACACCAUCUUUGUUGCUGCUGGCUGGGACCCUCAGGUCAUGAUAAGAGACCACCCUGAGCUAUAUCAUGAGAUGGUCAGGGUCUACCCAAGAGUUCAACAAGCCAUCCAUUGA
Messenger RNA from Trichoderma virens Gv29-8, 1611 nucleotides. RefSeq lists its product as uncharacterized. Lineage: Eukaryota; Fungi; Ascomycota; Sordariomycetes; Hypocreales; Hypocreaceae. The transcript has 4 exons. Gene Ontology annotation, biological process: transmembrane transport. Gene Ontology annotation, cellular component: plasma membrane. The coding region runs from base 1 to 1611 and encodes 536 amino acids. Gene Ontology annotation, molecular function: transmembrane transporter activity. The record is from RefSeq and is a predicted model, not a curated record.